AGGUGCCCGUUACAUCCGGGCUUUUUCUUCAAACGCUUGCAAGAAUUUUGCAAAUCAGACGGAUGAAGCUUUCGAAUAUUGAAGUCUGUUGUUUGGAAUUUAGAUUCACGUAGUUCAAUAUAUGGAUGUAUAAACCCGAAUAUAUUCAGGUUAUUCAGUAUAUUCCGGGCUUGUUUGUUCAUUUGAUUUUGUGAAGACUGUUGUGAGCUAAAUUAGCGAUCCAACAUGGGGUGUGUAACGAGUUCAGAAGACAAGGUGGCUAUGGAGAGGUCCAAACAAAUUGAUAAAGGACUGAGGGCCGAUGGUGAAAAAUCUUCUCGAGAGGUCAAAUUAUUAUUAUUAGGUGCAGGAGAAUCUGGAAAAAGUACAAUUGUAAAACAAAUGAAAAUUAUACACGAGAAGGGAUAUUCACAAGAAGAAUGUUUACAGUAUAAACCAGUUGUUUACAGUAAUACUAUUCAAUCUAUGAUAGCUAUUAUUAGAGCUAUGGGACUUUUAAAAAUUGAUUUUGGUCACCCAGAUAGAGCUGAGGAUGCUAGAAGAUUUUUCUCCCUGGCCGGUAAUGCAGAUGAAGGAGAGUUAUCCCCAGAAGUGGCUGGAAUUAUGAAGAAAUUAUGGAAAGAUUCGGGUGUACAGGAGUGCUUUGGCCGAUCUCGCGAAUACCAGCUCAACGAUUCAGCUGAAUACUAUCUGAAUGCUAUGGAUAGAAUAUCACACGCUGGUUACAUCCCAACAGAACAAGAUGUAUUGAGAACUCGAGUUAAAACUACUGGUAUUGUAGAAACACAUUUCACAUUUAAAGAUCUUCAUUUUAAAAUGUUUGAUGUAGGAGGACAGAGAUCAGAAAGAAAGAAGUGGAUUCAUUGUUUUGAAGGAGUAACAGCUAUCAUCUUUAUUGUUGCUAUGAGUGAAUAUGAUCUUACUCUUGCUGAAGAUCAAGAAAUGAAUCGUAUGAUGGAGAGUAUGAAAUUAUUUGAUUCAAUCUGCAACAACAAAUGGUUCACUGACACAUCUAUCAUUCUCUUCCUCAACAAAAAAGAUUUAUUCGAAGAAAAAAUCAAAAAGUCCCCACUUACUGUCUGCUUCCCAGAAUUUUCAGGAGCCAACACAUAUGAAGAAGCUGCUGCCUACAUUCAAAUGCAGUUUGAGAAUCUCAACAAACGAAAAGACACAAAGGAAAUCUACACACAUUUUACCUGUGCAACUGACACAAACAAUGUACAGUUUGUCUUUGAUGCUGUCACUGACGUCAUUAUUAAAAACAAUCUCAAAGAUUGUGGUCUUUUCUAAAUUUCUUGAAGUUUUUAUGGUUGAAGUUUGGUAAAAGAAAAUAUGGAAUUAUCUCCCUUAUGUUUUUAAAUGUUUUUCUGGAGCAAAAUUACCAUCGCUUAUCUUGACACAAUUAGCUGGCGUUGGCACACAAUUUGAAGCUAAUUGAAUUGUAUUGUUUUCUCGACAUAACAAUGGGUUAUUUGAACCUGGAUAAUUGUGCUGCGUUCAACACCGCUAUCAAUUGGUGAUAGGGCAAAGCGUGACUCAACAGAUCUUAAUUAUUAUUAUAACAUGGACUGUUGAGGAUUGAUCCUGUGCUGCCUUGGCGAGUAGUUUUUAUGAAAGCAAGUUGGUGAAGGCCUGUUUGAACGCGGUAUUUAUUAUAAAUUUUUUUUUUUUUUUAUAUAUAGCAGGUCUUGUAAUGACUUUGAUUUGUUAAACUUUGAAAAUUAUUGUUUGCAUUAAAAAAAUCAAAACCACUUUGUCAUUGUUACGAGAGCUUACGAUCAUGCAGUAUUGUUACGUAUUGGGGUAAAGGCUUCAAAUAAAAUGAGACUUGGGGGUUCAUUUUACGGGAAAUUAGGUCAUAUGAGUUUUAGGUUAAUUAUUGCAACAUUAAAUGCAUGAUUAUUUUGAUGGAAUAACAAUUUGUAAUGGAGAAUUAUUUUGUCAAUAUUUUCUUGAAGUAUAUAUUUGAUUGGUGAUAUAAUCCUUUCAAACCAUAAAUUAAAUGUAAUGAAGUAUAUUUUAGCGAGAAUUUACAUAUGUUGAUUUUAAUUGUGAAUAUUAUUUUGUGACCAGAGGCAUUUUAAAAAUUAGUUACGUAAUGUAUCAUUUGUCAUAUAUGCUGCAUUUAAAUCAUGUCUAAUAAGUAUGAAAAUAACCAAAGAAUUAGUUUAUUUUUUUGAUUAGAUGUAGUUUAUAAAAUUGAUUUUGUGUGGACUCAAUUCUAUCAUUAGUUAAAUAUGUAAAAUUGAGAUAUGCAAAAGUGGUCACCAAUAAAUUUUUGGUAUUUCAAUUUUAUAUUUUUCAAUCAAAAUAUUGUUGAAUCCUACAUUGAAAUGAAAUAAAAUCAAAGGCUCACAGAGAAUUUUACAACUGGUCAAGUUUGUGAAUUACUUCCCUUUAAAAUAGUGUAACAUGAAUCACAAAUACUUAGCUGUUCUUUUUCUCCGUAUAUUUGAUGCUUCACUUAGAAAGAGGAGAAAAUCUACCUCUAAUUUAAUUUGCAUGUCUGUCUCAAGCUGUUUAUUUGACGUAGUUUAGAAAUUAUUGAUGAAUCUAAGUAAUCUUGUUGAUGACAAUUUCUAGUCCUUUGUUGCUAUAGAGACCACAGACCCUCGCGAUUUUAAAAGCUGAUGUCUUUAUAUUCUCAUGGCUGUAAGUUCGUAAGACACCAAGAUAAGACAUGCGGGGAGCAUCGCUGAGAGUUUGGGAGGGUCUGGGGUAUGACAAUUUGUAUGAGAUUGUAUAUAUAUAUAUUUCGUAGCUACAUGUAUGAAACAAUUUCAACAGGUAUGUCUAGUAUGUUAUAGUUCACAAGUCUAUCUGAUUUUAUUUGAUGGGGAUAUUUUGAUUCAGUUUUUAAUUUUUCUUUGAUAGUAUAGAUCUACAUUUGUACGAAUUUCCUCAAAAAAAAAAAAAAAAAAAAAUAGUAGGCCUACUGUUAUACAUUAAAUUAUUAUCUAUCUAGCAUUUAUAAAUGAUAUUAAUGUGACAGGUCAUAUUAGGAUUACCAUCUAAUGAAUCUGGAUUGAUAGGUUUUAUUUUGAGGGAUGUUAAAGUUGACUAUAUCACUGAUUUAAGUGGUAGCUAUUCAAUACCAUACACCUGUUAAAAUCAAUCUGUGAUGGCAGUGUGUCCUUUUAUUUUUAACAAUUUCUUGUCUUGCGGUAUAAUCAGUAGACUUGUGAGCCAUACAUGUAGUUAUUCCUUGAUGGAUGUACACAUAAAUGCUUAUUGUUGUAAAAAAAUAAAGGUCCCACAGACAAUUGGUGCAAAUAUUCCAGCUUCUUUCAAGACCGCAUUUAAUUAUGUUUUCUCAUUUUUCUUUCUCUCCCUUCUACUCUGUUCUAUUCUAUGAUCUAUAUUGUAUAUGCACAAAGAAUAAUUAAAAUGUCUGGUCCUUCUAGUGCCUAAUACAUGAUAGGCCUCGACCAGGUAGAUGAUUAUAAUCAGGGAGGUUUUUAAAAUAAGCAAGUCUAUUUAAAUGUAUUUGACCAAUAUUUGUAGAGGUUCCCUAUUUCUUGCACAAUUAUGGGCGAUUCCUGCAUAUAUGAGCAUAUGUCUUGAAUAAUAGUUAUGUGGCUUUGUACAUGUAUUAGUUUCUGCAUCAAUAUCCAGGAAAACUUAUUUUGGACCAUGUCAAUAAUACAGAUUCUAUUUUAGAGAUUUUGUUUUGUUUAUUCAACACUGAAAUAAUUCUCAUGAUAUCCCUCCAUACCUGUCCUUAUUUUGUAUUGCUUAUUGUUUGUAUUUUGUUUUUUCUAUUAUUCUUGUGCUUUUGAUUAUAUUUUGUGCAAUCUUAAUGUGGUAUUUACUUGGAAUAUAGAAGUAAAGCUAGACCUCUAUUUCGCUGAGCCUUUUAAUUUUAGACUGUUCUAUGGCUGAUACAAUUUUCCUAAUUUUAGUUAACUUAUUAAGAUAUAAAGUCAGAGAUUUCGAUUCAGACUUAUUUGCCAAUCUUGACGAGCAGUUAUUUUGACUGUGGGAGAUGUAGAACUUACCUGUUAGUCAAUAUACAUGCUCUGAAAUUAGAAUUUAACCUUAAAGCGCCAUAAACACAGGUAAAUUAUUAGUUUUUAUGUGUAAAAACAUCAAAAAAAUUUAAAAAGUAAUAAUAAUAGGAUAAUUCUUGCUGAUCCAAGGUUGACAAAUGACAUGAAAAAGGUGAAAGCCCUGGUCAUAGUAUUCUUGAAAUAUUUUCAAAAUUGAAAACUAAUCUGAAAUUUUAGUGAAAUAGGGGUCAGAAGAAAAACUAUUAAUGAAUAAAAAUAAUUAGACAUGUAAGUUGAUUAUAAAUAUCUGAAAUACUUGUCCCCAGGAAUAAUUAUGUAGUAUAUCUCUGUAAUCAUUUAUUAUCUAUCUAUAUAUACACACAUGUAUAUGAUUAUUGUCUGGCAGUGUAUUAAUAUCUUUUAACUGUUAAUUCCAACUUUUAUUAGUAAUGUCUUGUUUUUAUUUGUUCUUCAAUGGAAGAAAUUAGUCGUUUAUCUGUCUGUCAAUCAAGUUCAACGAAUAUCUCUGAGAUUAACAAUUUAGUAUGAAUUUGUUCAUUUUUGUUAUCCCAUGUCGAAGGAAAUGGAAAUAAUAUGUGAUCGAUAAAAAUGCUUUCAAGGACAUCAAAAUCAGUAGAUAUUAACCAUAUGUCCAAAAUAAGCAGGAGAGGUGGUGUGUAUCCUGAAAGGGGAGAUAACUCAUUUGAAUAGAUUUGACAACCGACUGAUUUCUUUCAAUAAUUAUAAUUAUAUACUGUACACCUUAAUAAUGGCAAUUAAUUAACCAAGACAUUUUAUGUAAAUAUAACAAAAAACCCACUGAUGGCCUUGAUGUUAAUACCGGUUUCAUAAUUAUUAUUGUAUAACAUUCAUGAUUGUUAAAAUGAAUGAAAACAUCUUGCCAUGAAAUUUGAUCAAAGCAGCAGUUGUGGUUGAAUCCUGGGAGAAAAAAUUGGCCAAAUUUGGAAUAUAUGUGUCUUUGUGUCCGAUUUUAAGCAAAAUGUACCAUGCACCCAUUUUGGUUAAAUGGUAGCAGAUCUCCAAAUGAUAUUGGGGCUUUGGUCAUUCCCAAAAAAUAUUGACUAACAUUUUUUUUUAAGGAACCACAACCAUAACUUUACAGUAUUUGUAAUAAUAAAAGGAAUUGUCUCAAUUAUAAGAAGAUAUAAGUGUGGUAUUAUAUGUUAUGUACAUAUGAAUCUGUCUUUGUUAACUAUGUUUGUAUUUAUUCAGUCGGUCAAUGAUACUAUCUGACCAUGUGUCAUCUUGUCGCGUUGUAAAGUGAAAAUAAAUUUUAGAUAUAAAGUGCAAA
This is a messenger RNA of Patella vulgata (common limpet), 5301 nucleotides long. Its product is annotated as guanine nucleotide-binding protein G(i) subunit alpha. The coding region runs from base 226 to 1290 and encodes 354 amino acids. Gene Ontology annotation, cellular component: heterotrimeric G-protein complex. Gene Ontology annotation, molecular function: GTPase activity; GTP binding; G protein-coupled receptor binding. NCBI's taxonomy places the organism in Eukaryota, Metazoa, Mollusca, Gastropoda, Patellidae. Gene Ontology annotation, biological process: adenylate cyclase-modulating G protein-coupled receptor signaling pathway. The record is from RefSeq and is a predicted model, not a curated record. The transcript has 9 exons.